AUGAAGGACGUACAACAAAUAAUUCAAAUCGAUGGUGAAAUAUGGCAAAACCAAAUAAAUUCGAUUGGAAAUACCGUUCCUCCUAAUGCAAUGCACCUUGAUUGUGUAGGUAAUAUACACGACCGUCUUAGAAUGCGUCCUCAUGGUUACAUCGUUCUAGCAGAAGAUGGUAUUAUGAUCGACGAACUCUUCGCCAUAUCCUACGACGUUUAUGUUAUACAUCGCGUUGACUUGAUGUAUAAUACAAGUCAUAUAGGACAUAUUCUUCGAUUAACUCUUGCUACGCGUCUUAGUUUGGAGAAAGAACUUGAUAAGGGUACACAAAUAUUAUUUGAAGUAUAUUUAUUCAUGCCACUACAUAUGCAAACUCAAGAGUUGGCUAAUAUUCGCCAGAAUAUACUUGCAAACUCGCAUAAACAUCUCACCGCCUCUGGAUUUUAUGAAAACUCUGUAAUUAAUCAGAAAUGA
Messenger RNA from Adineta steineri, 468 nucleotides. The record is from the annotation of a GenBank genome assembly. NCBI's taxonomy places the organism in Eukaryota, Metazoa, Rotifera, Eurotatoria, Adinetida, Adinetidae.